Plutella xylostella (diamondback moth) is the source of this 490-nucleotide messenger RNA. RefSeq lists its product as uncharacterized. NCBI's taxonomy places the organism in Eukaryota, Metazoa, Arthropoda, Insecta, Lepidoptera, Plutellidae. The record is from RefSeq and is a predicted model, not a curated record.
CAGAAGGGUUUCAAAAUGAAACUGUUUGUGUUUGUUCUGCCUUUAUUCGUCGUCAUGGCUGCAGUGCUUGCACAGCCACCUCCUCGUUUCCGCCGCAAGCUCGACGACGCCGACCACUACCGUCCACGAGGCGGAGUGCUGACAGAUGACGAGGUGGACCCCCCGGAGUGUACUGACGAGUACUGCGAGCCCCCAACACACCCCCCCCGCGCCCCCGCGGCGAGACGCCAAGGCAAUGGCUGCCCGUUUGACUACUGCCCUCCCACCGUGCACCCCCGCUCUAAGAUAUAUAUAAAGCUCAAUGCUCAACAAUUUGGCGGUGACAAUAAUUUUGACGAGGCACCGUAUUUAUAAAUUAAGUUUAUAUCGCCAGGACUGUGUUUUUGACUGGUGCCCUCCUCUCAACCAGCACUCCUCCGAAUUCCUUAGCUCAAUUAAUGGCACACAUUUCCAGGGACGAAUGAAAAAACCUUUAGUUUUGACAAUAAAC